Molecule: messenger RNA, 831 nt
Organism: [Torrubiella] hemipterigena
Lineage: Eukaryota; Fungi; Ascomycota; Sordariomycetes; Hypocreales; Clavicipitaceae
Source: the annotation of a GenBank genome assembly
GCCCGCGUGAUGAAGAUAUCGUUUUGCUAAUAUCUGGUCUCCCUCAAGUUUUCUUCUUCCCAAACACUCACAGCGGUACAAUGGGAAACAAUGCCACCGAGGAAGGAUGGCUGAGGAAGAAAACAGUAAAGCAGUGUGAAGUAUAUAAGUAGGCUGAUCGCAGUGUGAUCCUUCUUGCUUCUCUCCCAUCUCCUCUUUCAUCACCAUUUCUAUCCAAUACUUUAAUAACUAAUACUUCAACUUGCCAACCAGUCGCUCCCGCAAACACCACAGCCAAGAUGCAGCUCGCCAUUAUUGUCUACCUCUUUACUACAGCCGUCGUUGCCGUCCCAGCUACCAUCUUUGCCCGCGAUAUUUGCUCUUCUGGCGUCCCGAAUAGCGUAGCGCGGUGCUGCACCGUCGAUACAGCGGGUGUCGCCGACCUCGAGUGCGAAGACGCCAGCACCGACCCUAACCGCGAACAAGACCUUGGCCGGAUCUGUGGUUAACAAGGCAAGGAGGUUAUGUGCUGCAGCGUGAUAGUCGCCGGUCAGGGCCUCGUAUGUGCGCCCGCUUAACCGGUGUUUGCUGCUCUACAUUAGCAUGAAUUACCUUCCAGGAUCGGCUCCUUGAGGGACUACAGUAGUUGCGUGUGGUUUUAUCCAAAAAAAAGGGGGGGAAUUGUCUUGAGAACUACAUUCCCCGUCCAUUUAGCCUGUGGCAUAUUGGCUCUUCAAUACCAAAACAAAGAAUCAAUUUGAAAGCGUAUACAUCAUCGGUCGCUUCGCCAUGAUAUCUUUAACACACGAAAUUAUAAAAACAGAAGCCCUGGACCUAAUGCAUAAAUCGUAC